AUGGCUCAACCAGUCUCGUGUGGUGAUGAACAUGCACCUCCAAGUAGUUUUGUUACUCGCACACCUCCUGUUAUUUACGAUGAUUCAAUUAUUAUCGCAGCUACACACCCUAAUCUCCAAGGUAAUCCAGUAAUUGACGGGUCCUUCCUCUCCGACUUUUACGCGUUCAACUAUCUUCUCAAAGGCUUGGGAUCUGAACAGAUCUGGCUUACAGCCGCAGAUCCGCGUGAAUUACUUAUAAAAAGGGAACAUUACUUGCAUGGAAGUCCUUUUCAAGAUCGAAAAAUCGUCCUGGAUCGUGAUCUACUUGAGCGUGGCGAACUGACUCCCGUAACCGUCGUCCAAUCCUCUGAGAUGAUCGAUCGUUUUCUACAAGAAGUUCGCACUGGCUCCAAGAAAGCAAAGAGUCAAGCAGCCCCUCUCCUACUCUUAGUCUUUUGCCAUGGAGCGGACGACGAAUUCUUCCUAGACAAUGGAAACAACAAGAAAGGUCUCACUUUGACAACGCUUAAAGAAGCAAUCGAACCAGGUUGCCGCGUUACUCUGGUUUCAACAGCCUGCUACUCUGGCGGCUGGGUCGUCCGCAGGCCUAGCGACCCUUCAUUUCAACCCAUGGACAUGACUCUACUUUCUUCAGGUUUGAGGAAAUCAAAUCCAUGGCAGCAAAACCUUUCUGUUGGUCGCUAUUGUGGAUCAGUGUUUACCCAUUCGAUUAUUGACACCUUGACGUCCACUGCAAGCCCGCUCCUUAAACAUGUUGAUGACGGCGCAGCAACAAACAAUGACACAGCAAAUAAGGAACCAUCGGACCUCCAACCAAAAAAUCCCAAUCAACAGCAAACAUUGACAUAUAACGCAUUUUGCCAGUCAAUCCUCGACACCUGCAGAGACAAAGUGCACCGUCUUUGGCGUGAACAGGAGUUCACCUUCAGCGCACAGGGAGACGAGUGGGAACAUUCUUGGACUGGCAGGUCGGGGAUUCCAUUGAAACACUUCGAGCAGCGAUGGAGUGCUUUAGCUGUUUGUCCAUACACUGGCUCGCUCAAGCGUAAGCUCGAUAUGGAUCCCAAUCCUUCGAAUCCAUCCUUUCAAUACAACGAAAGUACACGAACGGGCGGAAAGGAGCUCAUUGAUGAACUAGGAGAGGCCAUAGACCAAAAUCGAGUUGUCGAUAUGGCCCGUCUAUUUCUCCAAACAUGCCCCGGCGAGGAGAACCGCGGAUGGUACCACUUAACAAAUGCUGUGCUCGAAAAUGCUGCCAGGGGAUUGCCUGAUGAUGAAGAACUGAGCAUGGCUCACUCUGGCUCUGCGAUGGCCGGCUACGAUGGCGGCGGUUUCGUCAAGGCCGAGGAGACAAUGGAGCGCCUUGAUGGACGGCAAAUGCUCUUUGACAAUACCAGUGGUGAUGCCAAUCAUUGGGCUUCCCCCGUUCAUGUGUACUUGAACAUCAAUGAUGUUCCAAUCAGCACUCCUGACCCCAAAGACGCCGACACAUUCUGCUGCAUCUCAUCCGAUUCGCUUGAUGUUACAUUUGCAAUGCACGGCACGCCACUCAUUCGGCCUCGAUUCUGGUCAAACUGUUUACUCCUAAUCUUGGCUUUGAUGAUGCCUAUGCUGGCCAGAUUCGCAUCUCUUCAAAAGACAUCAUCGAGGUGA
Trichoderma harzianum CBS 226.95 is the source of this 1656-nucleotide messenger RNA. RefSeq lists its product as hypothetical. The transcript is spliced from 4 exons. The coding region runs from base 1 to 1656 and encodes 551 amino acids. NCBI's taxonomy places the organism in Eukaryota, Fungi, Ascomycota, Sordariomycetes, Hypocreales, Hypocreaceae. The record is from RefSeq and is a predicted model, not a curated record.